UAGUGUCCUCGCAACCGAUCCAGGAGCCACAUGUUUAUAUAGUUAAACAAUAUAAUCCACCGCCAUAAUUGUGAUUGUAUAAUUCCAGGACAUUUUCUAAAUUCAAAGUGAUUCUGUUGAAAGAAUCCAUGUCGGCCUCAUCGGCCUAUUUGACCUCCCCUCCUCCGACGAGUGAGGGGGGCGAGGAGGGAGUUAUGAAUCUUGUAAAUCCUUCUGUUUCUCAGGGAUAUAGCUUACAGAGAGAACAAGUGGAAAUGAAGUAUAUGCCUCCCCAACCUCAAGUCCAUCAUAACGGACAUCCUGGACUCCACCCUAACCCUUGGGGACUCCCUAGUCCCGCCGUGGACCCGUGGGGGUCCAUGCACCAUGGACUUUACGCCCAGGAGCUCAAACAGGAGAUUAAACCCCUGCCAGGGGACUAUGGGCGUGUCCACCACAGUAUGCACCACCCCUCUGCCUGGCAGCCCCCUACAGGGGCGUACCUAGGAAUGGGGUCCAAUUCAGGGACCAAUUCUCCUUCACCAGUCCACGGACUUCAACAUCCAGCUUAUGGAAUGAAUGGAUGGAACUUGUGCUUCAAUACGGAAGGUUUAGAGAAAUUAAAUGGUGUGUCAGGGAUGCUACCCGGGCACAUGCAACAUCCUUUUGUGGAUCGGUAUAGGGAUUCUCAUAAUGCUUCUCCACGAUCCCUAGUUGAUGAGGACUCCAUGAAUCCUCCUAGCUCAGCGGACAUGUUUUCACCGCACGAAGAAAGACUUCUUGGAUACGACCUGGAAGCAUUUGCCAAGCAGUUCAAGCAGCGGAGAAUAAAGCUUGGUUUCACCCAGGCCGAUGUUGGUCUAGCCCUGGGGACCCUCUACGGAAAUGUAUUCUCACAAACCACAAUAUGUCGCUUUGAAGCGCUCCAACUUAGCUUUAAAAAUAUGUGCAAAUUGAAGCCAUUGUUACAAAAAUGGUUGGCAGAAGCUGAUAGCACCACAGGCACUUCGGCCAACAUAGAUAAAAUAGCAGCUCAAGGACGAAAACGGAAAAAGCGCACUAGCAUCGAAGUAUCGAUUAAAGGUGCACUGGAGCAGCAUUUCAAUAAGAGCCCUAAACCGACGGCGCAGGAGAUUUCCGGUUUGGCGGACUCCUUGCAGCUGGAGAAGGAGGUGGUAAGGGUCUGGUUCUGUAACAGGAGGCAGAAGGAGAAGCGUAUGACCCCCCCGCAGAUGGGGGGCGAGUAUAACCCCCUCACUGGGGAGACUGACCCCCCUCACUAUGAUCACAAUGCGCCCCACGAACCUCUUCAACGGGACUUUACUAGUCCGCUAGGACAAGGAUCACCAGAUCCUAAUCUAGAAAGACACGACACCAAUCAACCCUCCUAUCUGUGGCCAAAAGAUUUGAAGGAUCACGCUGCAGCCUCUAGAGUUUGGGGAACAACUGAAGUAUGUCCAUUAAACGACAUGUUGACUUGUAUCUCUAUUGACUAUAUUAACUAUCAGCUGAAGUAUGUCCAUUAA
Messenger RNA from Eurytemora carolleeae, 1505 nucleotides. RefSeq names its product silk gland factor 3. Lineage: Eukaryota; Metazoa; Arthropoda; Copepoda; Calanoida; Temoridae. Bases 129 to 1505 code for a protein of 458 amino acids. The record is from RefSeq and is a predicted model, not a curated record. Gene Ontology annotation, biological process: regulation of transcription by RNA polymerase II. Gene Ontology annotation, molecular function: DNA-binding transcription factor activity, RNA polymerase II-specific; RNA polymerase II cis-regulatory region sequence-specific DNA binding. The transcript is spliced from 9 exons.